This is a messenger RNA of Chironomus riparius, 7917 nucleotides long. Lineage: Eukaryota; Metazoa; Arthropoda; Insecta; Diptera; Chironomidae. The record is from the annotation of a GenBank genome assembly.
AUGUCAACAGAGACACAACAAUAUGAUGAACAGUACAAUGUCGAGGAAUGGAACAGAUCGAUUCCACCAGCCGGAUGUAUCAAAUUGGGAGCAUUACGGUAUGGAAUUCGCUUAUCGAAGCUCAAUGCGAUUUCAACGAAUAACAAAAAUAAUAAUAACGGUAAGAACGUUGACAACCAAUCAGCUAAUAAACAACAUCAACAUAUUGCAAUGCCAAUAUCCACAUCAACAUCAUUAAUCAUGUCACCAUCAUCUGAAACAACAGCCGCCACUGCUGCUGUUUCUGCAAUCAAUGGUAAGAGUGAUUUCUGUAACGAUGGAUGCUGUUGCUGUAUCAGUUCAACGAGCUCUAAUGCGAUUUCUAGUAAAAAUUAUUCCCGCAAUGCACAGUUGUCAACAACGUCAGCUAAGAAUAGAAUAACAUCAUCUCCCUCAUCAGCAUCAUCAUCGUCGUCGUCUCAGAAACAACAACAGCAGCAGCAAAAAUCUGAGCAAUUGAAAAUUUCAUCAUCAGUAUCAUCGUCAAACUUUAAACGAGAAGCAUCGCCAACCGUAUGCUGUUAUUAUAUCAAUAAUAAUAGAUCUCAAUCGCAAAUAUCGGAGCGGAGUAGCUACAUAAAUAAUAAUAAUAUAAAUAAUAAUAACAACAAGAGAAAUUUAAAUAAAAAUUGUGAAAAUUUUCAAUAUCUUAAAAAGCCUCUGAAUAAUCAGAGUAAUCAAAAUAGUGCCUUAAGUGAUUCCGUUCCUAGUGAAUAUUCAAAAAAAUUUGCAAAUUUUAAUAAUAAUAAAAAUAGAUCAGCACAACCACAACAGAAAAGUGAGAAGAAAAAUUAUUUUGUGCUACCUUCUUCAUCAUCAUCAUCGUCGUCAAACGCGGCAGUAACAUCAUUUAAUGAUAAAAAUAAUGAUAAUCAUAAAAGCAUCGAUAUCAAUGAUGAUGAUGAUGAUGGCAAUGAUUUCGGGAAGAAGUGCGCGACUCGUGAAUAUUUUUUGAGGGAAAAGAUAAAGAGAUUUGAAAAUACCUCAUUAAUAAGCAGCAGUGCGUGUAAUGGUGGCAAUAAAAAUAGACCAUUGAAUAAUAAUUCUAUCAAGCAACAAUCAGAAUUUCUGGCAACUGCAUCGCCAGACGAUCAUCGUCCAGUGUAUCCGUGUAUUAGUGAGAGUAAUAAUAAUAGUAGGAAAAAUGAUAAAAAUAGUAAUUUCAGUACAUUUCUCAUAAAUCGCGAUGAAAGCAGGCAAUUGAAAGCACCAGCACAGCGCGGUACAAAAUUCAUCGCAAAAAAUGAGAAAUGCAAAUUAAAAUAUGUGAAUGAUAGUAAUAAUAAUCAAGUGGAAUCGUUGAGGAAUUCUCAAAACUGUAUUGGGAAAAGUGUAGUUGCUCUAGCGGCAAAGCCACCUCCAUCGCAGCAUUUAGUGAAUAAUAAUAGUGAUGAUACAAAAGUUACAAGAGUCAUUAUUCGACAUCUUGAACCGUCUGUGAAUGAGACUCCAAUUAAUGAUGAAAAUUUGAGGAAGAAUAAUCUUCUAGAUGAUAAUGAUUUUAGUUUUAUUGACUCAUCAUCACAGUCGGUAUCGCGUUCGUCCAGCACAUCAUUUGCAAGUGAUGAGAUCGAUGAGAAUUCGAAGAAUUUGAGAAAACAUCGAAUACCAAAAAUUUCUAAUAGAAUUAAUAAUAAUAAUAAUUAUAAUAAGAGACAGGAGAGUUGUUUAAGUGCUAAGAAUAUUUGUGCCAAUAGUAAUAAUAGAGUUUAUGAAUAUCCAAUAAACGAUCGAACGAACGAUACAAAGUCAAUAGUUUACGGUGGUUGUAGUGAUCGUGAAUUGAGAAAUAUCAAUAACAAUCAUCAGAUUUCGAUAGCGGAAAAUGAACAGCCGCAACAAAAGCUCGAGCAAUUGAAGGUGUCGAUAGAUCAUUCUAUUCCAGAUAAUUCGAUAAUAAUGGAAAAAGGUCGACGAAAUACUCUACAAAAAUUUGGUUUUGGUCGCAAGGCAUCUUCAUCCUCAGCUUCAACAUCGCCCGAUCGUAAGCCAUCAAGUAGUAAAACUGAGAGACUUCGAGAGCUCACAGAGAAGCUUAAAGGCAAUAAAACUGGAUCAUUUAAAUUAAGUUCACGAUCAGUUUCUCCGCCAGCAGUUUCACCGCCUGUCCCACCUCCACUUCCUUUAAUCGCUCCAAUUCCUCCACCAAGAAAAUUUAAGAGAAAUAGUACAACAGCGUCAGUAGAUAAUUUAUCAAGUUCAGAGCAUCAACCUGAUUUACAGCACAUUGGAAAAUCUAAAUCUGUUGAGCCCUCAAGUUUACUUUCCGGUCAACUGACGCGACAAUUGGCAAAACUUUUACGUCCAAACACAAGUGCAUCUAAUUUAGAAGCGCUAAACCGAUCAAAUGAGAAAAAGUCAACCAAGGAUGAUGAACUUGCGACGAAAUUGAGUCGACCGGAAUCGAGGACAAUUAUUGGCUCGUAUACACAGAGAAAUAUCAUAUUUAGAAGUGCCUCAUUUUCACAAGCUGAUGCAAAAUCAGGAAAAUAUGUUAAGUCAGAUAUACAAGCUUUGAAAAAUUCAAUUAGACAUAAAUCAAUGGAAAGAAGUCCAAGUCCUCAAUUAAUAUUAGGUGAACUGGAAUUCGAUAGAGAGAAAUAUCCACUAAAGUCAGAAUGUAGCAUAAACUUAGAUACUGAAGAUAGAUUUUCAGAUCAAGCAGAAUCUCCAUCAAAAAGGAACUCCGACAUAGACACAAUAGAUGAAGAACCAAUUGCUGAAAGUUUAGCUGAGCAGCAUAGCAUAGAGAGUCAACUUAAUGUCGUUCAAGCUAGUGAAAUGACAUUAGAACCAUUAAUUGAAGAGGAACCUCCACUUUUGUCUGUAUCACCAAAAUAUCAAAAAUUCGAUCAACUUCAACAAGCCACAACAUGCUUAAUACCAAUUCCUGUCUUUGAAUGUGUUGAGAAGGAAUGGACACACUUGCCUGAAAAUGGCGGUGAGGAAUUUUGUCAACCGAUAUCCGAGGAAGUCUUACCGCAAGCUAAAGUAAUUGAGAACUUUAUUGAAAUAAGACUAAAUGGAGAAAUGCAGAGUGACUCAAAUGAAAAUCUCAAUCCAGAAUAUAAUUUUGAGCCUAACUUUAAUGCCCUUAUGAAUCUAGACAAUUAUAACUCAUUAGAUAAUCUAAAUCAACUUCGUGCUAAUAACAACUUCAUAUCUUUAGAUAAUCUUCAUUCUAACCUUAAUUCAAUGGAUAAUAUUAAUGCUGUAGACAGUCUCAAUUCAAUUAAUGAUAAAAUUAGUUCUGAUUUAGACACACUUGUUGAUAAAUCCACAAACAGACAGAUAUUAAGUGAUUCGAGUAUCGAGAAACAAGACUCAAUAGAUACACAUGGAACCGAAUCACAAUCAGACAUUGAACAUGUGCCAAUUGUACAUCCACACCAUCAUCCAAUUAUCCCAGAAGUUGAACUGAAUAAUGUUGCACUUCAAUUGGAUGAAAUUACUGAGAAAUUAAAGGAGAACAUUCAGCCAAACGAGGAGGUUUGUAAUGUCGUGAAAACACAAAUUCCGCAAAGCAACAAAGAAGAACUUGUGGCACAAAAGAGCUUUGAGAGUGUGGAGGAAAUACGAAUAUCGCCUGAAAUUCAAGAAGUCCUUGAGACUGUCGCGGAAACUUUGAACGAGGAGCAUAAAUUUCUCACAAAUGCCAUUGGAAAUGCUAACAUAAAUAUUGUGAAUUUAAUAUGUCCCGACCUUGAACUUAGUUCGAGUGAUAGAGGUACGCCAGACGGAAGUAAAUUUGAUUUAUUGAAGGCAAUUGAGUCAUCGCCAGAACCAGGAAGUUUUGAUAAAGGAUCAUUUGAUAAAAGUGAUACAGAAUUUGCGGAAUUGACUGUUCGUAAAAGACAUAGUAAUGACGCAAAUUCUGGAAGUGACAAAUCCUCACCAAAUGCAUCACCAAAUAGUAAUUUAGAUGAUAAACGGAAGCUUGAUAAGUCACGAAGACGGAAGGGAAUUUAUAUACAGUGGCCUGCUGUUGAGAGAUCACAAGAUACAUCAUUUGAAUAUGCUACAAAUGAGGACAUUUACGGUCCACCAAAAAAUCAAAGAAGGAUACCGAGCGAGGAAAGGAAGUUGAAGAAAAGUCAUGGACUUGAUUUCUCAUUUUCGGAAGCAACAAUUCAAAGACAAUCUGAAUCUAUUGGAUCUGAGCCUUACACACCUGAUUCAGAGUAUGGAUCUCAAAAUAAACCUCCACUUUGGCCUAAAUCGUCUCGACGACAAAGCUUGACAUAUCAAAGCUCUGAUGAACGUGAUGACCAAGGAUCAAUCCUUUCGCCACAAAAUAAGCAAUAUAGAACUACGUUUCCAAGAUCUGAGUCGAUUUCUGAUAAUGAGAGUGACAGAGGCUCAUCUAGAGAUCGAAUAAGUUCGUCGCCAGCACCUGGCAAUGAUGCUGACCUAAAAAGAUAUUCGAAAAGACCCUUGCGUGGUCCAUAUGGGCAGAUGCUUGAAGCUGAGAUGAAGAAACCGACCAAAGUUCAUUAUGAUGGGAUAUUAGAGGAACUUUGUAGAAGUGACAGUGUCAAAAAGUCAAACUGCUCCCUUGAUUCAAAUGAGAGCAGUGGUGGAUUCUUUAGUCGUUCUAAAGCUCGUAAAGGUGGUGGUGGUGACUCUUUACCAGUUCCAAUGCAUCAACGAGCAGGUUCAUCACCUGUUCCUCUCAUAGAAACUCCAUCACCUGAUCCCCUGCCAAUCAGUCAUAAGAAAUAUCCGAGCAAUAUUGAUCAAAGAAUGGUUGGCAGUGAUCAUCUCUCAUUAAGAUCUGAAGGAGUUCCAAAAAAGCUGUCACUUGACAGUCACUUAUCGGUCGAUCAAAAGUCACCAAAACGAGCAUCGUCAGACAUAAGUGAUAAGCAUUCAAAAAAGAAUUACAGCGAUAAAUUCAUACAGAAACGAAAUUACGAAGAACUUCGCGUUUCAACGACACCUUCUGAAAAGGCCUUUGUGCUAAAUACACCGGAUACGCCAAAAAAUAUGGCAGCGACACCUGAGUUGCUCGCUGAAUUGUUGAAAGGCUCAAGUGAGAAAAUUUUGACAGAUCAAACAUCACAGAACAAAAAGCAUCAAAUGAGAAAUAGUAGCAGUAGUAAUAGUAGUGGAUUACCAUUAGCCGUUUUAAACAGCCUUAAUAAUUUGGACACUCGAACACAUGUUGUUGUUGAGUUAUUUAAUACAGAGAAAUCAUAUGUUGAGUCUUUACAAACAAUAGUACUGAAAUAUUUAAAUCCCCUCAAGUUACCUGAAUAUUCUGGCAUUGUUGAUGUUCAAAUUGUAGAAGAAAUUUUCUUUAUGGUUCCGUCGAUUCUCAAUAUACAUGAGAAUUACCUAGAGGAGCUUAAAAAGCGUUUAGAUGCAUGGGAUCCAAUGCAAUGUAUCGGUGAUGUUUAUUUUAAUGUUUUUUCGAAACCAAUAGUAUUAGAAACUUACAUAGCGUUUGUAAAUAAUUGGAACAAAGCGAAAGAUGCUAUUCGAACGACCAAAACGACAAAACCAGCAUUUGCGAAAUUUUUAGAGGCAAUGGCACGUGAACAUAAAGGCAAAUUAUCACUAGACAACUUACUUAUAAAGCCUAUACAAAAAUUUCCAAAUUAUGAGUUAAUAUUUCAAAGACUAAUAAAGCACACAGACUCUGAUCAUCCUGAUUAUACAGGAUGUCAAGAUGCACUCAAGCUCGUCCACGAGAUUCUCGUUCAAUUAAAUUGUAAAGAGCGUGAAGCACUCGAGAAUGGUCAACGCGAGGCGACAUUGCGUGAAUUGGAGAACGUAAUUGAAGGAAUUACAGAUUUAGUGUCAUCUGAUAGGGCAUUUGUAUCAUUUGAGCUUGUAUCAAUGCCAUCGGGUCAGGCUGGUAGGAAAGAACGAGGAUUUUUUCUUUUUACGGAUCUUCUUGUAAUUACAAGCAUAAAGAAGCGAAGCGGUACUUAUAGAAAGCCAAACAGUAUGCCAGGAAGUUUCUCAUCAACACUGGACACAAACAAGUACAAAUUUCUCACCAAAAUUCCACUAGACGACUUAGAGAUUGUAAAAUCAAAAGAUGAAAAUGUUCGACGAAUAAUGAAGGAAAUUGAGCAUCUAAUAGAAGAUUCUAACAAGCUUCAACAGAUUCUGGAAAUUUCAACAAAUCUUCGAUGUCCACAUCAAAUUUUAGAAGAAUCAAUUCGUGAUUUGCAGCUCAAUGUACAACGUCAAUUGUCUGAACGGCAAGCAAAUGAUUCACAACUUAAUGUACUGGAAUUAAAUGUUAAUGGACCAUCUGGAACACAGAACAUGUCAAUAGUAUUCUCAAAGCCAGAGAAACGUACGCAGUGGGAAGAGACGUUUAAUGAAACAAAACAAAAACUGAUUGCGUCGAUUGAGAGAUUUCAAGUUCCAGAAUUUAUUGCUUCAGUUCCAAUUCGAAAGACUCGUGCUGGACUACAAUUUACAUGUGCAGCAGCUACAUUAGGUACACAAAAAGAUGUCUGGGUGUGUAAUAGUGAUGGAUAUGUUGGGCAAGUUUGCGUAUUAAGUCUCAAUCAACCUGAACCGACUGUUACAUCAUGUAAUGGCGUUUGUAAUGCACGAAUCCUUUGUGUCACAUCUGUACCCGGAAAUCCAAAUGAAUAUCGUUCGUCCAGCAUGAACAAUCUCAAUAAUUCCAGUAUUAUAACAAAUGAGGACCAAAAUCGUUCCUCAUUGCUUAGCAUUUCAAAUUCAUCAACAAUUAGUAAUAAAACAAUGAGCGUAAAGUCAUCCUCAACUCAAAGCGAUUCAAAUAUCCAACUUGAUUCGAGUAGCUCCAGCGACUCGGAGCCAGAAGCGUCAACUGCCACAACUGUCACCGUUCAAGAUAGAUCAGUAUCGCCAUCAAUCAUUUCAAAUACAUCGUCACAGCAACAACAACAUCAACAACAAUUGUCAACAUCAGGCGACGAUGGUGAGAGCCAAAUGUGGCUCGGUACAGAAGAUGGAUACAUUCAUGUUUACAAUUGUACUGACAAUAUUCGUAUAAAAAAGAACAAGAUUAAAAUUCAACACGUCAGUGCUGUUAACUCAAUUUUAUAUAUGGAUAAGCGUGUCUUUGUUUCAUUAGCAAAUGGUGAUAUAUGUGUUUAUAGUCGAAAAGAUUCCGGAUGGAAUACAAAUAAUCCAUUGGUGCUGUCGAUUGGAUCUUCCGUAACAUCACCCGUUACCAAAUUAUUAAAUGUUUAUGGAAAGUUAUGGUGUGCCAUUGCAAAUUAUGUUAAGAUACUCAAUACGUCCACUUUACAGGUUGAAAAUAACGCAGAAAUAUCGAGCGAAUCAAAGCCAAUUUCUAAUAUGACCCUCCUCAACCAACAUGUUUGGAUCUCAUUGCAAAACUCUGCAACAAUUUUAUGCUGUAAUGUUAACAACUUAAAAGUAAUAUGUGAAGUGAAUUUAGCACCAGCUGUGAAUAAAAUGCUUAGCAAUUGUGAUAAUAUAAUUCAACAACACAAGGCUGCAUGUUUGAGAGUAACAUCAUUGUUAGCAUGUAAAGACAUUAUUUGGGUUGGCACGAGUGCUGGUGUGUUGCUUACAAUUUUAGCACAGAAUAUUGGAAAGGGUACACCCGUAGUAACAGGCAUUCCACAAGGUCACACCGGUCACGUGCGUUUCUUAACAUCAAUAGAACUUGAUGAUGCCAUAAGCUGCGAUACGACAUCCUCCCUCAAACGAAACUCCAAAAGUUCAGAUACACCAAGUAGUAACAAUAAUAACAAUAAUAAUAACAAUUUAAGUCACAUGUUAAUCAUUUCUGGUGGUGAUGGAUUUGAAGAUUUUCGCACAACUGGUACAAAUACAAUGAAUGAGAUAGCUGGACGUGAAGACAGCACAAAUCAUUUACUAUUAUGGCAACAAACGUGA